Messenger RNA from Drosophila gunungcola (fruit fly), 2506 nucleotides. RefSeq lists its product as uncharacterized. The transcript has 5 exons. The coding region runs from base 1337 to 2410 and encodes 357 amino acids. Lineage: Eukaryota; Metazoa; Arthropoda; Insecta; Diptera; Drosophilidae. The record is from RefSeq and is a predicted model, not a curated record.
GUGUAUUACAGUAGUUUGUUGAUAGCCAGCCCCGCGAACGGAACGCGUACGGAAGAAAACGAUCGCGAGAUCGAUGUGGCUACAAUAUUUACCGACCACAAUAGCCAAUUGCCGGGAGAAAAACAAAAAAAAAACAAAGCAAUUGAAGCUGCAGACGGAGAAGCACUAACGUUUUGCGAAUUUCGCAAAAUUCACUGGCCAAACGGCGCAGUCUGUGUGGCAUUAGGUAACCGGAGAAGCAGACCCGGAGUUCCGGAUAACCAAAAACCAAAAAAAAAAAAAACCGUAUCAGCUGAAGAAUGGCGAAUAUGAAGCUAUCGUGUCAGUUGUCCAUGUGGUCUUAGCCACACAGUAUGAGUGUGUUUGCUCCUAUUUUGAUUCCACUGCUCGGUCAGCUCGGUAAACAAAUUGUCUAUUAAACAAUCAACUUUUCACCUAAUAAAUGAUAUCGUAUAAAUCAAUUGAGUCGAUGCCAAUCAAGUGGGGCAACACAGAUAAAUCUCCAUCACAAUGGGCUGAGAUCGCAGAUCUUGGAAAGCAAACGAAAUGCAUAAACAAACGUCCCUCGCAUCAAAAGUGUUUUAUGAGUUUUGUGUGUUUGUGGUCGGGCAGAGUGAUCGGGAAAUGAUUUGUUCGUGACAUUCCACUUAAAGGAGGAACACACAAUUAUUUAAUAUAUUAUAGAAUGCAUACAGAAUAUUUAAAUGACAAAGAGCAACGCUACAUGUUUCGCGACUAUAAAAAUCCAAUCAAAGUGAAGGCUUUAUCUCUUCCAAUCAAGCCGUAUUAAAAACUCAAGUUUUGAUAUUUUAUAUCCCCAUAUGGGAUCAUAAAUAUUCCACAACAAUAGUCAUUUUUCGCAUCACAUACUUCCAAAAUGGAUCAUUAAGUUUUGAAUACAAUUUCCGUUUCGAACAGUUUACCGUUACAGCCCUUCUAUGCGCUUCUCAAUCGAUCGAGUGCUCCCGAAAGUUCUUUGGUAGCCGCCAUUCAAUUGAUAAACGGGCAUUAUCGCUGUGGCAAUGAUUUAUUGUUGCAUAAAUGGCACUUACUAUUUAUUAAUAAAUGGGAAGCGAAAUUCUGAUAAUUUAUAUAUAUGAGACAACCAAGGAUUUGUUCCCCAGUGCUUGUGUUUGUGUUUGUGAGCCAAUGUAGAGCACCCGUUCGCUUCGAAUGGUCGAGUAAAUAAACAAAAGUGGAUUUUUACACUCAUCGCCGACAGCGCACAAUAAAAUGUGUGAAAAAUGUGCUUGAGCCAGUGGAAAUGCAACCGCGUAGACCAAGUUCCUUUGGCGAUAACAAGUGGAAGACAAUGUCGUGGAUAUGCUAAGUGGAAAUGGAUCCGAUGAUUUGUGAUCUGUGGUCUGGCCACAUCUGGCUAUUGAUUCUCAUUUGUUUCUGCGGCUUCAAACAAUCUAGCGGUUUUUUUGUGGACUAUACAGAAAACACGGAGCUGAUUCAACAGAGAGCCGGCUUUGAUGUCAAGCUGCAGUGCAAUCUCAAAGGUUUGGUGGACGAUAACAUGUUGGAUGACAUCAAGAUACAUUGGUACUUUAAGCAAUGCAGUGAAAACAAUUGUCAUCAGCUGGAGUCCGUGGAUGAGUGGACUGCUCUGCCUUGUGAGCCAAGUCUUUGUCGUCCGGAAUUGUGGCUCCGGAAUGUGACGGAACGGUAUUCCGGACUCUACAAGUGCAGCAUUAAUCCACACAUUUGGGAUAAAACUCAAGCUGUGGAUGUUCAACUGGUUCGCACUUAUCAGUUGGAUGUUAAAAAUACCUCCUUGGCUGCUCCCGAGUUUGUGGACUCGUAUCCCAAUAACAAGACCUCAUUGGUGGGCAGUAGGGUGGUGUUCCAGUGCCGAGUUCACAGCGAGGAGCAUCCCACAAUCAAGUGGUUCCGCCGACAAACCUAUGCGGGAACUCAGUCAGUUGGAGAAGCCUCGUCUACACCCACUGCCUCCAAUUUCAGCACACAUAUUGUCCGCUAUAAUGGUAGGACAUAUGAACUGCUGUCCACUGAUGCCGAAAAGUUGAUGGCACCACAGAUAUAUCUCAGCAAGCUUAUUUUGGAUGGCGUGAGAUUGAGGGAUGCAGGCCAUUACGCCUGCGUGGCCAUCAGCUAUCGAGGUCACAAGAUCCGGGAGGCAUUCCUCGAUGUUAUUCCCGUUCAGGAGGAUUCGGAAAAGGAGUACUGGUCGGACUACGAUAGUAGCGAAGAGGGUGUAACAGCUAGUGAUCCUCGGGAGUUCCUUUUGCUCUUUUUAAUGCCCUUAGGAUUGGCAUUACUUCCACUGACCGUGUGGUUCAGUUACUUGUUGUACAAACGCUGUUCGGAGGCUCACAGUGAGUGCCAGCGAAUGGAUUCGGAUGAGGAUCUGGACACAGAAAGGUGCGUCUUUGGAGGAAAUUGACACUUUAAGCCAUAAUCGGAAAUGUGCAUCAUUACGCUUAUUAAGUUUAUGAAUAAAGACUGUAAGAAGAGUAAAAGAAUUUGUACAUAUGUACAU